AUGGACACCUUAGCAGAGACUUCAUGGGAUGUGGUCAUUGCAGGAACAGGGCUGGCUCAAUCUCUUUUAGCCUUAUCCCUCUCUCGGUCGGGAAAGAAAGUUCUCCACUUGGAUCAGAACCCAUACUAUGGAGGAUCCGAAGCAGCCUUUAGUCUGGAUGAGGCUCAGGAGUGGGUGAACAGUGUCAACCAACAUCCUGGCCAGUCUCCAUUUGAAGAUGCCAAGGUUGUCACUUACCCUCUAGACUCCUCCCAGCCCAGCUCCGAGGGCGGCGAUCGUCCAUCAGAUGCUCGCCCCAAGCUGGCUGCGAGUCGCGCCUACACACUUUCUCUUUCCCCGCAUUUCCUCUACACCCGCUCCCAACUAAUUUCAGUCCUAAUAUCUUCCAAGGUCUACCGCCAGCUGGAGUUCAUGGCCGUAGGAAGCUGGUGGAUUCAUUCUGAGCCCAAUGCAGAGAACACCGAACUUGGAGCCACGAGAAGCUUUCAUCGUGUGCCCGGCAACCGAGAAGAUAUCUUUGCUGAUACUCAUAUCAGUAUGAAAUCCAAGAGAACUUUGAUGCGUUUCUUGCGACAUAUCAGCAAGUCGGCUGAUGAAGACUCCGAGGAGUCCGAAGAGGACCUAUCGGCACCUUUCGGGGACUACCUUUCAUUCAAGUUUGGUAUUCCAGAGGAUCUUCAAAGUCCUUUGCUCUCGCUGUCGCUGUCUCAGCAAACCCUCCAGGACACAUCAGCCAGCCAUGCCGUUCCUCGGAUCAAGAGACACCUUGCAUCUAUCGGUGCUCUCGGACCAGGGUUCGGAGGAGUUAUAUCCAAAUAUGGUGGAGGGUCAGAGAUUCUUCAGGUUGCCUGUCGAGCCUCUGCUGUGGGUGGAGGUGUUUAUGCUCUCGAUACGGGGAUUCAAUCACUCACUGAUAAUGAGUCGAGCGAUGAGUAUCCUGUAGAGUUGCAACUCUCCAACGGUGAGUCGGUUCGGACCAAGUCUGCGAUCGGUACUGUAUGGGAUCUCUAUCCUACCCAGGAACGGCCACUGUCUUGUGCUAAAUUUACACGGUCAAUUACUGUGGUCGCCUCAGAUUUCACAUCACUGUUCCCUGUCACGGUGGAAGGGGCUCCUGUGCCCGCCAGUGCUAUCCUGAUGUUUCCAGGGGAUACCUUAGGCAGUCCGCAGUCGCCGCCAGUGUAUCUCCAGGUCCACUCGAGUGACACCGGCGACUGUCCACGUCAGCAGAGUAUAAUCUAUGGCAGUAUCUCUAUGACAGGUCCAGAAGGCCAGACUCUCUUAGAGCUCGCCGUGGACCGACUCAUUAAGGCCGAGGGACCCCAGGCUGUUGCGCUUUGGUCCAUGCGAUACAACCAGCAAGGUCGCCUUAGUAAUGAUGGCUCAUACCCUACUAUCCAGGCCCACUCGCCCCAUGUCUACAGCUUCCCGCCUCCUAGCCUGGAUUUGGCCUUUGAGGACGAGAAUAUUGACAUGAUCAAGCAGGCGUGGUUGAAGGUUGCCGGCGAUGAAGACCCUGAUGAUUUUAUGAUCUUUGACGAUCGCGAGGGCGCAGACGAUAUGUAG
Messenger RNA from Penicillium pulvis, 1566 nucleotides. Its product is annotated as putative Rab geranylgeranyl transferase escort protein. The record is from RefSeq and is a predicted model, not a curated record. Gene Ontology annotation, molecular function: GDP-dissociation inhibitor activity. Lineage: Eukaryota; Fungi; Ascomycota; Eurotiomycetes; Eurotiales; Aspergillaceae. Gene Ontology annotation, cellular component: nucleus; Rab-protein geranylgeranyltransferase complex; cytosol. The coding region runs from base 1 to 1566 and encodes 521 amino acids. The transcript is spliced from 4 exons. Gene Ontology annotation, biological process: small GTPase-mediated signal transduction; vesicle-mediated transport; protein geranylgeranylation.